UAAUGAUGGUAAUAUAUGGAUAAUAUUACUUUAAUCAUUUGUUCAAAUCUACUGAUUUCUGGAGUGAUGAUCCUGAUUUCCAUCCCUACUCUUCUUCCUCCUCCAUUAGCAGAGGCAAGAUUUCUACAUCAACACUACACGUGUAGUAAACAAGACCUGACGUGUCAUAGGCGGUCCACUUGUUGUAGUACUAAAUACAGCCACCACCACUUGGAUCACCAGGCUCCUCAAGUCAUCAUCAAAGUCCAGCAGCAGCUCAAACAACAAGACUCAGACUCUCCAUUAAUGGAUUCACCAUCAGAAGUUGACUUGUCAAAUCCUUCUCCAUUAAUGGAUUCAUCGUCAGCAGAAGUUGACUUAUCCACUCUAAGAUCUCAUUUCAUUAAUGUCCUUAGAUCCAGAAGAACUCAAGUUCCCGUCUCCGUGGAGCCGGCGGAACCUGUGGUAGAAUGUUUGAUUCAAGAAACUCCUCGGCCUACCCGCAGCGAGGCAAUGGAAUCUUGCCCGAGGGAAGAUUUCGAGAAGGAUCAAUUGAUAGAAGAGAACCUUUAUUUGAUCACUGAGGAAGGUGAGCAGGGACGUUUACCGGUGUUGAUUUUGAGUUUGAAAGGAAGCGAGCACCAGAAAAGGCCAGCGAUUGUAUUUUUACACAGCACAAACAAAUGCAAAGAAUGGUUACGACCGUUAUUAGAAGCGUAUGCUUCAAGGGGAUAUAUAGCCGUUGCUAUUGAUUCUCGAUACCAUGGCGAAAGAGCUAAAAAUUUGACCACAUAUAGAGAUGCUCUUGUAGAAUCAUGGGAAAAGGGUGAUACAAUGCCUUUCAUAUUUGAUACGGUAUGGGAUUUAAUAAAACUGGCAGAUUAUCUUUCACAAAGAGAAGAUAUUGAUCCUAGUAGGAUUGGGAUUACUGGCGAAUCACUGGGAGGGAUGCAUGCCUGCUUUGCUGCAUUUGUGGAUACGCGAUACGCAGUGGUUGUCCCAAUAAUUGGUGUUCAGGGGUUCCGAUGGGCCAUAGAUAACGACCAGUGGCAGGCUCGAGUGAACAGCAUAAAAGCAGUUUUUGAAAAAGCACGAGCUGAUUUAGGAAAGGAUGAAAUUGAUAAAGAGGUGGUGGAGAAGGUUUGGGACAGGAUUGCUCCAGGUCUAGCUUCGGAAUUUGAUGCACCUUACUCAGUUCCAGCCAUUUCACCACGUCCUUUGCUGAUUCUAAAUGGCGCAGAAGAUCCUCGUAACCCUAUUGCGGGGUUGGAAGUUCCGUUUGCAAAAGCAACAAUGGCGUACAGUGAAGCUAGUUGUCCACAAAACUUCAAUGCAAUAGCAGAACCUGGAAUUGGACAUAUGAUAACUUCGCUGAUGGUGAAAGAAGCCAGUGAAUGGUUCGACAAAUUCCUCAAGUAAAAAUGUUCAGACGCUCUGUAGUAGUGUUUCCAUUUUGGAUUGUUCGACAACUUGUUGGAUUUACCAACCAGAAAAGUAGUUCCACUGUGGUGUGUUUACCAUUGUAAUGUUAUUUUUUCUUUCAUUGGACUUGCAUUUGUAUUCUUUAUUUUAAAUUAAUACAAAUAUUAAAUUCAUUCCUCAGAAAAA
Molecule: messenger RNA, 1587 nt
Organism: Papaver somniferum (opium poppy)
Lineage: Eukaryota; Viridiplantae; Streptophyta; Magnoliopsida; Ranunculales; Papaveraceae
Product: putative esterase YitV
Exons: 13
Coding region: 16-1398 (460 amino acids)
Source: RefSeq, a predicted model, not a curated record